AUGGCGUCAGACAUGUCUGUCUUGCAGGUAAUUCUCUCAAGUAUCUUCAUUUUCGGGAUUUGUUUAGCUUGGUAUUACUUUACAUCUCCUCUAAAAAGCAUCCCCGGGCCAUUUCUAGCAAAAUUCACGAAUUUCUGGCGCUUGAUUGACACCUAUAAUGGCCGAGCAGAGCUCACACACAAGUUCCUUCACGAAAAAUAUGGACAAGCUGUACGAAUCGGCCCAAACCUUGUCAGCCUUAAUGAUCCAGAUCUUGUUCGCACCAUUUACAACCUCAAGGGGGAUUUUCUCAAGAGCGACUUCUACACGGUUAAUGAUAGCAAAGUAGGAAAUGUAACCAUCAAAACUGUCUUUGGUAUUCAAACAAACGAGAUGCACAGUCAGAUGUUACGGCCGGUUCAAAAGUUGUAUAAGAUGGGUCAUAUACUGACGCUGGAGCCACUGGUUGAUCACACGAUCAAUCAUCUUUUCAGACGCCUCGAUGAGCUGUUUGUCGAUGCUUCUAACGCAGGGACAACUUGUAAAAUAGAUGAGUGGGUGGUGUUUUUUGCAUGGGAUGUUAUCGGCCAAGUCACCUUCAGUAGAUCGAUGGGCUUCCUGGACGCUGCCUGUGAUCAUUCAGGUUAUCUCGACGUAUCAGAUAAAAUCAACGACUACUUUGGCGUAAUUGGACAGCUUCCUGCUCUGGACCAUUGGCUUGCAAAAAAUCCAGUGUGGCCUAUUGGACCGCUCACCGUUGACAAAGCCGCAGCAUAUUGCGCGGAGCAAUCCAUUGCACGUCAAAAAGGUGUCGAUGUAAAAUAUGUCGAUCAGAAAGAUAUGCUCGAUGAUUUUCUAGAGCUCAAAAGUUUGAAUCCGGAGAUGAUAGAUGAUAACACAGUCAUUGGCUACAUGUUAGUCAACAUUCUUGCUGGUGCUGAUACCACCUCCAUCGCUAUUCGAGCAAUCAUCUACUUCACCCUCAAAAAUCCACGAGUAUACAAAAGGCUCCAGCAGGAGAUAGACAAUGCCAACUUGUCCGUGCCUGUUGCCUAUAAAGACGCAGCUAAGCUACCAUAUCUUGAAGCCGUAAUCAGGGAAUCCAGCCGCUAUUUUGCAGGUGUAGGUCUCCUACUUGAACGUGUCGUUCCCGCGAGUGGCCUCACCCUUCCCGAUGGUACUUUCUUGCCUCCAGGAACAAAUGUGGGCAUGAGUGCCUGGACCGUUCACCAAAGCAAGAAGGUAUUUGGUGAAGAUGCUGGAUCCUUUGUUCCAGAACGUUGGCUUCGAUAUGAAGAUCUUGAGACGCAAGAAGAGUAUGAAUCCCGUCGUUCCGCAAUGAGACAAGCAGAUCUCAGCUUUGGUGCUGGCAAAAGAAUUUGUCUCGGGAGAAAUAUCAGCAUCCUUGAGAUAUAUAAAUUGAUUCCUUCGUUAUUUUUGACCUAUGACAUUUCUCUCGUGGACCCUCAAAAGGAAUGGAAAGUUCAGAAUUCAUGGUUUGUAAGACAAAGUGACAUUGACGUAAGGAUCCAGAGACGAAAGUUUGCAACAGUCUAG
Messenger RNA from Botrytis byssoidea, 1536 nucleotides. RefSeq lists its product as uncharacterized. The record is from RefSeq and is a predicted model, not a curated record. Lineage: Eukaryota; Fungi; Ascomycota; Leotiomycetes; Helotiales; Sclerotiniaceae. The coding region runs from base 1 to 1536 and encodes 511 amino acids. Gene Ontology annotation, molecular function: oxidoreductase activity, acting on paired donors, with incorporation or reduction of molecular oxygen; heme binding; iron ion binding. The transcript is spliced from 3 exons.